Messenger RNA from Drosophila santomea, 1178 nucleotides. Its product is annotated as peritrophin-44. Gene Ontology annotation, cellular component: extracellular region. The transcript is spliced from 2 exons. The record is from RefSeq and is a predicted model, not a curated record. Gene Ontology annotation, molecular function: chitin binding. NCBI's taxonomy places the organism in Eukaryota, Metazoa, Arthropoda, Insecta, Diptera, Drosophilidae. Bases 108 to 1160 code for a protein of 350 amino acids.
CUAUAAAAACGCAAAGGCUGCAAUUGAUUGAGUUAGUAACGAAAUCGGAACGUUCGCUUCAGUCGUCGAUCAAGCGAAUUGGUCCCCAAAAAAAUUACCAUUCCAAGAUGGGAGCAUUCAAUGUUAGGAUCUGUGUCUUGGCGGCCUGUCUUUUCCUGGCGUCGCAGUCCACCGGCUACACGAUGGACGAUCUGUGCAAACAGUGGUCGGGCACUGGCUACAUCGGCAAUCCGAGCAACUGCCGUGGCUGGGGAUACUGCAUGAACCAGCAGACUGUGGCAUGGGGUACCUGUGAAGAGGGAUAUGUGUUUAACGUGCAGACCGAAUGCUGUGAAAACAAAACUACCACGCCGUGCUCCACCAGUGCCGUGCAAACUUGCUCCGCAAUCAAAUCUCCCAUUUAUGUGGCCAAUUUGUUGAACUGCACCGAAUACGCCCAUUGCGAUGGCCAGGGCAAAAUCGCCUAUGGCGAUUGCGGCGCUGGAGGCGUCUUUUCGGAGUCCACCACGAGCUGUGAGUGGGGACCCGCCUGCCCGCAAGAUAACAUCUGUCGGUUCAUGCCGUCCAACAUCUUUGUUGGCGAUCCGAAAAAGUGCGGCAACUACAUGAACUGCAUCAAUGGCUAUGGCACUUCGACCGCAUGUACCGUUUCCCCAUAUAUAUACUACAAUGCAGCCACUGGCAAAUGCCAGUCGACUAAUCCGUGCACCGGCGGCAACACAAACAGUGGAGAUUCCGGCCAGUUUACUGUUGGACAAACAAGUGAAGACGUAUGUAACGCAGAGGACUUUGAUGCUGCAGAUACCCUUACUGUAGACGGGAAAGAGGUUGACUAUAAGUACUUUAGUGAUUCUGAAACCUGCUAUGGUUACUACUACUGUGCAAAAGCCGGAGCCAUUGGCUAUUGGAACCAAUGUCCCACCGGUACCCAGUUCAAUAGUAAGCUGGGCAAGUGCGUCUCGCCAGCCUCCUUUGUGUGUACCCAUAACCGAUGUGGAAACGUUAACAGCAAAUUCAUGGCCGUUGAGGGUUGCCUGAGCUACACGAUCUGUUCCAGCGGAGAAACCGCUAAUUGUCCCUCCACAUCGAAGUACUACGACGAGGUGAACAAUAUGUGCACCUCCACAAUCCCCAAAUACGCUAUUUGUUCGUCGACGUAGACGUAUUGAGCGAGUAUA